AUGGAGUGUCUUUCGACAGGCCUUCGACGCUCGUUGAAGAGAUCCAGCUCUCAGUCUCCUUUUUUUUCUCUUGCAUCGCGUCCUUCCUUUACCUCAUACACACAAUAUGUCCUGCUUCCGACACCCCGGCGCAUGAAAUCCCACCAGUCCAAUGACAAGUUUGAUGCACAAAAUACUCCAGUCUCCGUAGAGGAAACUGCCGGUCCUCCUCAGGCCCAUCCACUGACAGGAUACUACUCUUUAAUCCUGAAAUCGCCCUCGCCAUACGGUGGUCGUGCGAAGACAUCGCGACCGACUCCGACCCCGGUUCGGCCCGAAAAAAAACCGACGCCUGCAACGACUGUUGAACCGCAAACCCCUCAAGAAAAGAUGGCGAUUGUCUUUGGUACACGCCUUGCGGGCCCAGGCCGAUCUUCGCGCUACAAUCCCGGUGAAGCACCCCCGGAGUCGACUUGGAAAACGGUCAAUGGAGUCCCUAUUCCUCCUCAGCCCGAGGAACCAGACAAUUGCUGCAUGAGUGGCUGUGUACACUGUGUCUGGGAUGAUUUCCGAGAUGAAAUGGAAGAUUGGGCCUCUAGGGUCGCAAAGGCCCAGGCCAAGGGUGGUCCUGAGAAGGGGACAGAAGACAUGCGUGCGGCGCCCAGAGCUGAAGUUCGUUCGGCCAGUGGAAGUAUGGACGAUGAUGGUGGCGGCAGUGAAACGAAUUGGUCUAUGCCGAAGCAAGACGACGAUCUGUUUUCCAACAUCCCGGUUGGCAUCCGCGAGUUCAUGAAAACAGAGAAAAGGUUGCGGGUGAAGCACCAGAAGGAGGCAACGCCAUGA
Molecule: messenger RNA, 822 nt
Organism: Penicillium antarcticum
Lineage: Eukaryota; Fungi; Ascomycota; Eurotiomycetes; Eurotiales; Aspergillaceae
Product: oxidoreductase-like domain-containing protein
Exons: 1
Coding region: 1-822 (273 amino acids)
Cellular component (GO): mitochondrion
Source: RefSeq, a predicted model, not a curated record